Messenger RNA from Cynara cardunculus var. scolymus (artichoke), 1780 nucleotides. RefSeq names its product magnesium transporter MRS2-11, chloroplastic. The coding region runs from base 72 to 1433 and encodes 453 amino acids. The record is from RefSeq and is a predicted model, not a curated record. Gene Ontology annotation, molecular function: magnesium ion transmembrane transporter activity. Gene Ontology annotation, cellular component: membrane. The transcript is spliced from 13 exons. Gene Ontology annotation, biological process: magnesium ion transport; transmembrane transport. Lineage: Eukaryota; Viridiplantae; Streptophyta; Magnoliopsida; Asterales; Asteraceae.
AUACAAAUUUCCAUUCCCAAAAAUGCUGAUGAAAUCCUCUACUCGAUCAGCUCAGAUUCCAACAAACUAAAAUGGCCUUAACAACUCCAAUUUCUUCAUCUUCACAGUUGUUUCAGUUACCGGUAGUUCAUCCGCCCUCUCCCUCGCCGCACAUCCCGUUUUUUAUUCGGUCAAAAUGUCAAGUGAUCGCUCUUCGGAACACCGGUGAUUCUGUGUUUCCGGUUCCACUACUGAAGGUCUUGUCGACUGGUAGGUUCAAUUGUUGUACAAAAUCCACACAGGAGAGAGCGGCGGAUACGUUAACAAGUGAUAAUGAUGAUGAUUCCCGUGAAGAGACUCAUCGGAGUUCCGAUGAUACGGAGAAGGUGGAGGACGGUGGUUCUCGGAGGAAUGUGUCGUCUAUGUCUGAUGCUCUAAACCUGGGGAUUCGUGAACCGAUUUAUGAGGUUGUAGAAGUAAGUUCAAGUGGGAUGGUGUCGACUAGAAAAAUUAAUAGACGGCAUCUACUAAAAUCAAGUGCAGGUCUUCGCCCUAGAGACAUUCGGAGUGUUGAUCCUGCACUGUGGUUGACCAACACAAUGCCCUCAUUGCUGGUUCGUGAGAAUGCCAUACUAUUGAAUUUGGGCUCACUGCGGGCAAUUGCAAUGCAAGAAAGUGUCUUUAUAUUUAAUUACAACCGGAGAGCAGGGAAAGCUUUUAUCGACGCAUUAUUACCUCGCUUAAAUCCCAAAAGCGUGCACGGAGGUCCUGUAAUGCCAUUUGAACUUGAGGUAGUUGAAGCCGCCCUACAUUCACGAAUACAACGCUUUGAGGAUAAACUAAUGGAUUUAGACCCUCGUGUUCAAGCUUUACUUGAGGUUUUGCCAAACCGAUUAACUGCUGGCAUAUUGGAGCAAUUACGUAUUAGCAAGCAAACCUUGGUUGAAUUGGGUUCGAAAGCAGGUGCACUCAAACAGAUGUUGUUUGACAUACUGGAGGAUUCUCAUGAAAUACGUCGCCUCUGUAUUGUGGGCAGAAACUGCAUCCUGAGUAGAAAUGAUGAUCUAGAAUGCUCUGUCCCACAUGAGAAGCAGAUUGCUGAGGAAGAAGAGGAAGAAAUCGAAAUGCUACUAGAAAAUUAUCUUCAAAGAUGUGAAUCAUGUCAUAAUCAAGCAGAAAGGCUUCUUGAGUCAGCAAGAGAAAUGGAAGACUCAAUCUCUGUUAACUUAAGUUCUCGGCGGCUUGAGGUGAGCAGAUUUGAAUUGCUUCUUCAGGUUGGGACCUUUUGUGUUGCAGUUGGUGCUCUGGUUGCAGGUAUAUUUGGCAUGAAUCUAAAAUCCUAUCUCGAAGAACAUGUGUUUGCAUUUUGGCUUACAGCUGGAGGGAUUAUAUUUGGCGCGGUGGUGGCAUUUUUCCUCAUGUACUCGUACCUCAGAGCAAGGAAAAUACUUUAGGCUUCACAUGAAAUACCUACCAAGUUACACUCGAAACCUCAACUUCAUCAGAUUUUCUAGAUUCCAACAAGGAAUUACGUGACUACACAAGUAGAAAAUACACGUGUAAGGAGGUGGAGGAGAUAUGCCCUGCUCCAUGAGAGCAAUCAAAUCGAUCACUUAUUUAGCCUGGAUAUAUCAGUCGCACCGGUUACAGCAUAUAGGAAUUUAGCAAAAUGACCUGAGAAGGCAUUGUUGAUGCUUUGUUCUCAUUGACAAAUAGGUCAGAUGCCAUUUGUGAAGUAAAUUUUAUGUGAGAUGAUACAGUAUUACUAGCAUUGUUACUUAAAAAGCAUUAUCCAUCUGUC